This is a messenger RNA of Sorghum bicolor (sorghum), 3135 nucleotides long. Its product is annotated as F-box/LRR-repeat protein 14. The record is from RefSeq and is a predicted model, not a curated record. Gene Ontology annotation, molecular function: protein binding. The transcript has 3 exons. Gene Ontology annotation, cellular component: SCF ubiquitin ligase complex. Bases 1273 to 2883 code for a protein of 536 amino acids. Lineage: Eukaryota; Viridiplantae; Streptophyta; Magnoliopsida; Poales; Poaceae. Gene Ontology annotation, biological process: SCF-dependent proteasomal ubiquitin-dependent protein catabolic process.
UGAACUGCUGGGGAAGUGGGGAAAAAAAAAGAACGCAAACUCAGAUCACUCCGCCCGACGACUGCGAGACGAAUCGUAGGGUUUUGUUGGGUUGGACGCGGCGUCCCAUGGAGGAAGGACGACGCCGCGGAGAUCGAUCCCGCCGAGUGCCAGAGCAUAGCCUCGCUAAUGGGAAGGAUGGUGUAGGUGGUUGGGAUGCAGUCCCGUUCGGCUUGGGGACAGCAGGUGACUCUAGACCCACCGGUUACCCGUUCCGUGCAGCCGCAGCGGGAGUGCAGGCGUGGCCAUGGCUGAUGCCACGCGCACAGCCUCACCAGCAUAGGCGCAGCAGCCUGCUACUAGCGCAGAUCAGUGAGUAGGGGGACCUCCAUGUGGCGGUGUGGUUCGCGCCUCGCGCGUGAUUGAGGUCGGGGUGGAGGCUUGCUUAGGCGGUUGUCCUGCCUGUGAGCAGCACGGCGCGUGAGGACGUCCCACGCGACGCUCAUGUCGAUAGCGGGUCAGAUCCACCCCACGGCGUGGUGGUGCGGUAGCCCAGGCCCUCGUCCAUGGCGGGGCAGACCCGCUCCCCCCAGUGUGGCGGUGCGAUGGACCUGACCCCCGGCCAUGGCAGGGCGAGCAGCCUCGGCCACCGCACGGCUGCUCCCCCAGUGUGGUGGUUGUGGGCGCGACCACAGUGGAGCCUCGGCGCGGCGUCGGAUGGUCGGCUGGAGGAGACGCUACCUGAGACCCCACGGUGGAGAGAAAGGAGGCGACGUGGCCCAGUCCCUAGCCGGAGCUUGGCCCUCAUUUUUGUCUUAUGGAGAUUCUUGGCACUGUUUACUUGCGCACUGCUUUGAUAGGAACACUCUUAUUCUGCUAUGUCUGAUUCGGUUGGUGUGAUGUUGGAACCAACCUCCAAGCACAAUGGCGUGCUGGAGCAAAAUAAUUUUCAAUUUUUUGAAUGCAACUUGCGGUUACCUGAUGAGUGCUUCCUAGAACAUUUCACUCUAUCAAUGCAGGUGCUCAGCACGUGUAAUGGUCAAUUUGGAUUGGUUAUGUCGUGGACUUCUACUCUCUCCAAUUCCUCAGUUUGUAGACUCUGUUUUUUAGAUUAAGUGUAGGCUCUGUUUAUGCUAAUGUUUCAGCAGUUUCAUAAACAAUUGGGUGUUAGUUUAGUCUGCUGUUAGGCCUUUUCUUUGCUCGGCGAUCUAGAUACAUAUAAAUUGCUGGCUUAAUGUUAUCUCUCAAUCUGAACACAGUCACUAAAAAAAAAGUUUAAAACUUCAUCAUAACAUGCUUAUCCUUGAGCUUGGCCACUGUGGUUUGAUUAUCUGCAUACGUUUAAUUCUGAUUUGCUUAUUUCACGACUCUAUGAGUACCUUCUCAAUGGAGGAUCUCCAAGAGCCACUACUGGCAGAAAUCAUUAAGAGGGUUACCAGGACAACUGAUCUUAAUUCAAUUUCACUUGUGUCGAAGCGCCUCUACACUGUUGAUGCAGAGGAAAGGGGCACGAUCUGUGUUGGCUGCGGCCUUCACCCUGCGACGGAAUCCUUCUCAUUAUUGUGCUCCCGGUUCCCCAACUUGUGGAAAGUAGAGAUCAAUUACUCUGGUUGGACGUCCAUCGAAGCCCAAGGGAAGCAGUUGGGCAACCAAGGCCUCUCUGUGCUGUCAUCUCACUGUUCCUCACUGACGGAUCUCAGCUUAAGCUUCUGUUCAGACAUCAAUGACAUUGGCCUUGGUUAUUUGGCACAUUGCAAGAAGCUGAUGGCCCUCAGGCUGAGCUUUACUCCAGCGAUAACCUCAGAUGGCCUUUUGUCAGUAGCGGUUGGGUGCAAGAGUCUAUCUACUUUCCAUCUUGUUGACUGCAUUAAGGUAGACAGCGUCGAGUGGCUGGAGUACCUUGGCAGAGCUGGAUCAGUGGUUGAACUUGUGGUGAAGGAUUGCAAGGGAAUCAGCCAGUUUGACCUCCUAAAGUUUGGUCCAGGAUGGAUGAAGCUUGAGAAGUUUGAGUUUGAGAUCAAUGGCAAUUAUUGGUUAUCAGGGCCUCCCCCUGAUCCUGCGUCUGAUGCUCGCUACCCCUACAAAUAUGAUAUCUGCUGUGAGAACUUGAAGGAUUUGAGGUUGGCACAUAUUAUAACUAUGCGCAGCGACGAUGAGGGUCUCCCAGCACCAACUGCGCAAGAGAUUGGACUCCGUUUUCUUUUGAGAAAGUGCAAAGCAUUAGAGAAACUUUGUCUGGACUAUGUUGUUGGUCUAGAUGAGGACGAGAUGAUUGCUUUGUUCCAGAACUGCAGCAACCUUAGAAGCCUUUCACUUCGCCUCAUGCCUCUGCACCAACGGGACUGGCAUUUCAGGACACCACUGACUGAUGAAAGCCUUAAGGCCCUUGGUCUCAGCUGCCCUAUGCUUGAGGUUGUUGAGCUGACCUUUACGUUUUGUUCGAGUGGGUAUCCAACAGAAAUAGGCUUCACACAGAAAGGUAUUGUUGCACUCAUUCAGACUUGUCCAAUUCGUGCUUUCAUGCUGAAUGGAGCGAACAUGUUUUUUGACUCGGGGUUGGAGGGUAUUUCAUCGGCGCCAUUCCUGGAGCAACUUGAGCUUUUGGAUUGCAAGGGGAUAACAGAUGCUGGGAUGAGUUUCAUCGCGCAUGCCCCGCGCUUGAGUAGUCUCACCCUCCGGAAAUGCCAAGAUGUGACUGAUAAUGGAAUAGCCAAGCUGGCACAUUCAGCGAAACUGGAGUCUCUGACCGUUGUAGGUUGCCAUCAGAUCUCCCGGGAAGGUGUUCAGGGGGCUGCCAGAUUAGUUCGCUACUCAGCUGAUUCUGAAAGCCAUGAUAGUCUCAAAGGAAUGAAACUCACAGGCAAACCAACCGCACCGCCUGUUCUGGAAACCUUUGCAGCUUAGCCUGUCUGGAAACACUUGCAGCUUAAAGGGGUGGAAGUUGAAGAAAAGACAUGAUAUCGGAAUGGAAUGGAAUUAUUAUUACCUAUAUGCUUCUUUCCAUUUCUUAUAUAAUAUAAUAAUAGCUUUAGGUUCGGAACUGUACUAUUAUAUAAUAUAAUAGCUUUAGGUUCGGUAAUCGGUGAUUUAUUCGGAUUAUUUCCUUCUCACUGUAUCUAUUGCAAAUGUAAAUGAGAAUAUAUUUGUUAGAAGGAA